Molecule: messenger RNA, 563 nt
Organism: Amoebophrya sp. A25
Lineage: Eukaryota; Dinophyceae; Syndiniales; Amoebophryaceae
Source: the annotation of a GenBank genome assembly
GGUGCUAGAAGUUUUGGAAUGGAACCAAGGUAGAGCAGAGAGACACCACGGUACGAGGAAGAACAUAGCAGCAUCGAAAGAUGACCGUGACCAACCUAGCGUUGAGGAAAAGUCUCGAGGUAGUCCGGACGCAUCGCGUUAUUUUCGCCUGCAAGAGGAGGAGAAGGAGAAAUCGUUGACAGCUCGCAACUCAGCGCUCGAGAGGGAAAAUGCUCGCCUCAGGAAUGAGAUCUUGAAAUGGUGCGAGUACAAUACUACCGAUAGCGUAGCUCGCGGCGGCGCGCCUCAGCACACCUCGCAGCUGCUAGCGCCCAUCAACACAAAUGCCAGCAACAAUGUGGAGCAAUCUGUCAGUAGAGGUGCGUCUGCUGUUGAUGUAGGGACCCGAAGUGGCUUCAAGGACUCAAACGCUCUAGUCGAGAGCUUAGUUUCAUCAGGUCUUGGACAACAUGCUAGUCUGACUCCGGUUAUCGAAGAACCCGAGGGAGGAUCGUCUCGAGGUGGGACGCCGCGGUCACCCACCGGGUCGCUAACUAUGGCCGCUAGAAUCCAGGCACACGUAG